This is a messenger RNA of Stegostoma tigrinum, 3169 nucleotides long. Its product is annotated as zinc finger and BTB domain-containing protein 20-like. Lineage: Eukaryota; Metazoa; Chordata; Chondrichthyes; Orectolobiformes; Stegostomatidae. Gene Ontology annotation, molecular function: protein binding. Gene Ontology annotation, biological process: regulation of cytokine production; negative regulation of transcription by RNA polymerase II; regulation of immune system process. The transcript has 3 exons. Bases 315 to 2144 code for a protein of 609 amino acids. The record is from RefSeq and is a predicted model, not a curated record.
ACCAAAAUGGCCGACCUAAGAGCCUCAAACCUACGUCACGGCACUCAGACGCAGGGCGGAAUUGGGAGCAGGUAGCGUUCUUGCCUUCACGACAAUGGAAAGCUCAGGUCCAGAAAUAUUCGGGAAGACUCUGAGGAAAUUCAGGUGGCUUCAAUCAAGACAGCUACGUUUUUCCAGAUCGCGAUGUCGUUGCGCAUGCGGAACAGGCGUUGUCGGUGGUAUCCGCCUUGCGCCUUGACGUCGCCGCCGCGCUGCGCCAUGACGCAAGGCCCGGCUGGAGACUGACUGGAGGCAGUGCAGAGCAACUGAGCAGGAUGUCGGAGCAGCUUCACAGCAUCAACCUCCAAAACUUUAGCAAGUCACUGCUGGAGACACUGAAUUCCCAGCGCCUGGGUGGCCAUUUCUGUGAUGUAACAGUGAGGAUCCACAACACAGCUCUUCGAGCACACCGCUGCGUUCUGGCUGCAGCUAGCCCUUUUUUCCACGAUAAACUUUUGCUGGGUUACAGCGAGAUCGAGGUUCCUCCCCUUGUCUCAGCCCAGACUCUACGGCGGCUGGUGGAUUUCAUGUACAGCGGCUCUCUGAUGGUCUCUCACGUGGAGGCUCUACAAAUCCUCACAGCAGCAAGUGUCCUUCAGAUUAAAACCAUCAUUGAUGAAUGUACACGCAUUAUUUCGCAAAAUGCCUCACAAAAGACUCAGGGACUCCAACCAUUAGUCAGCCAAAAGAUGGACCUUUCUGAUGAGAAAGAAGCCAUUAUUUGCCAGUCAGUCAGUGACCAGAUCCACAAAUUUUCUAUGGGUUUAAUUGAAACGGCAUUGUCACCUCAUGGAACAGAGAAAGACUUUGAUUUUGUACGCGGAGGUACAAAGAACGUGGCAACAAGUGACACAGGGUACAAAGCUGAAGAAAUUAGCCCUAAUCUGAGCAGACAAGUUCCAUCUACACGACAAAAGGGAGUUGGAGAACAGGCCAUUGCUGACCAGGAGAAUCUGUCUCUGAUGGACACUGGCCGUAACAGUGAGGUACGUGCUCUAUGGUACAACACUGCAGCCAAUCAGCGUCCAGAAAUGCCAUUGUUAGCACAAGGCAGCCACAGUCGCAAGCAGCGCCAGCCAAUCCGCCUCCAGAUGGCAGAUGGAAGUCAAGUGACCAUCAAGGAAGAAGAUGAUGAUCUCCUUUACUGUGGGGAGAGCAUCUCCAGUGCAAGUGUCUCCGAUCAAACUGCUGAGCAUAUCAACCAAAGUGAGCAAACUGAGGAUAUCUCUGAGACAAAUGCCUUUGAUCCCAAUCAAAGCACAAUGGGGGAUCGAAGAGAUUCUGCGAGUCAUUUGAGCUUGACCGGCAAAGGGGAUGAGCUGGAAUUUUUCAAUGCUAGUGAUCUCUUACCUGAGGAACUGAAGUCCUUUUGGCAUGGAGAGAAAGAGGAGAAGGAACCAUCCUUACCACAAAACCGAAAAGCAGACUGCAAGUCUCAACUUGAUGCAUCCUACCAACGGCCUUCAACAUUCAUGCAAGACUUUCUCCCAGCAUCAGCUGUGCACAACAGUCCACGAAACCAAGGCUGCUCUGUGCAGUAUGAUGUUCAGGGAGAUAAUAAUGCAGCCAGUGCUGCCAGUCACCGAAACCUCUUCCAGAUGAACGUUCCUCAGUCACCUCACCUUCCAGCUCUGCCGUCCACCUCACAGACAUGUAUACCCAGCAUUUCAGCUCAGCCAUCUUGCCAAAACCCGGCUGCGUUUCUAGAUGGAGGCCAGACAGUCCCAGCUACCUCUCAGGCCAGUCACAGUUCCAGUGAAACCGAAAAGAAGCCCUAUGGAUGUGCACAGUGUGGGAAGACAUUCAGUUCCAGACAGAAUUACGCCAAGCACAUGUUUGUCCACACAGGUGAAAAACCCCAUCAAUGCAGCGUGUGUUGGCGGUCAUUCUCGCUUAGGGACUACUUGAUAAAACAUAUGGUCACGCAUACAGGAGUGCGAGCGUACCAGUGCCCGGUGUGCAAUAAACGUUUCACACAGAAGAGCUCCUUGAAUGUGCACAUGCGGCUGCAUCGUGGUGAGAAGGCUUUCGAAUGUCACGUCUGUAACAAGCGUUUCUCUCACAAGACUUUGCUGGAAAGGCACAUGGCCACCCACAUUAUAUAAACACGUGUGUGAGGCUGAACCAAGUAAAUUCCACAUGUGCUGGAUUUACCUGGGAUAAUAUGCAUACUGAGCAGACCCACUUCAUGCACACCAGGAGGUUGUGGUCAGAGUUAUAAAUCAGCUAUACAGCAACGGUGUAAACACAGGAUGGGAUAGUUGAGAAUACAGCGCAACAUCCCCCCCACCCAACCCCCAAAUAAAGCAAGGAAGCUCCCCAGAUUGUUCAGUGAGUGUGCCAUCCAGGUGAACGGAGAGCAGAAGGAGUCAUUUUAAUUCCCAGUCUAUGUUGACGUAACUCACCUAGUCAGGAUACCGAAGUUGGCAUCUACACCAAUGGGAGGAGAACUAGCCAAGGUUCUUGUGUGUUAAUUUUGAGUAUGGACAAAAUCGGAUUUAACUCUCACAGUGAAAUAUUACACAGGUAUUUUCAACCCAGGCUUAUGUUAGGGCAGGUCUCUUGGAGCAGCACAUGGGUCGUAAAUGUCCUGCAAACCCAUUUCCAAAAAAUAGUUGAAUGAUGCUGUUAAAUUAUGCAUAGGAAUCUGACAAAAGCUAAUUGAUCAGUGAAGUAAAAGCGUUAUCAGAAUAAUCUCAGCUUUUGAGAGUUUGCAAACAGCAGUCCUGAUGAAUCUGCUCUAGUUUUAUAGCUCAUUGUGACAGCUGUUCACAUUAGAUCAAGCUCAAGUUAUAUUAUCUUACUACAUGAAUUAAAUAAUAAAUAAACAGCUAGCUAAAUCAGUCAUGCCAUAAUAUUUUAAACAUUGCAUGGAAUUUUUACUUUGUUAAUUAAUAAGAUAACUGUGGUGUUCUGAUGUGUUAGGGGAAUUACAAUUGAGAGUAAAUUUCUGCUCAGUCACACUCACCAUUUUCACCCUCUUCUCAAUUUGAUUAAAGUUGCAUCAUUUAACAGUGCCAGUGAUAAUGGGAACUGCAGAUGCUGGAGAAUUCCAAGAUAAUAAAAUGUGAGGCUGGAUGAACACAGCAGGCCAAGCAGCAUCUCUCUGAUGAAGGGUCUAGGCCCGAAA